Camelina sativa (false flax) is the source of this 1472-nucleotide messenger RNA. The record is from RefSeq and is a predicted model, not a curated record. Lineage: Eukaryota; Viridiplantae; Streptophyta; Magnoliopsida; Brassicales; Brassicaceae.
ACCACUUACUACAGAGGAGGAUUUUGUCUGCGAAAAACGAGCUCUGGUUUGCAUUUGAUGAUCAACCUAUGCGAUUUUCGCUAAGGGAAUUCGUCAUUACAACAGGCCUUCCCGUAGGCACUGUUCCAUCAGGUACUGUUACAUCGAAAAAAGAUUUGUGGAUGAAUGAUAAAAUGACCUGCAAACGUCUUCUUGAUACUUUGAAAGUUAAAGGGAAAGACAUGAAAUCUGAGGAAAGAAUUAGAUUAGGUGCUUUGAUACUAGUGGAGGGGAUAUUGAUAGCUCAAAAUCCAGUAGUUCAAAUUCCCUUAAAGAAUUUGCUGAGAGCCAGUAGUUUUGAGAAUUUCUGUAAGUAUCCUUGGGGUGAAAUUGCUUACGAAUCAUUAGUGAGAGAUGUGAAACAAAUGACUGUGGGAACGUUGGCAAAGAAACAGUAUGGAAUGGCUGGCUUUCCAUUUGCAAUCCAAAUCUGGUUGUUAUCUUCAGUUCGACAGCUAGGGGAACAUUUUGGUGUUAGGGAAAGCAUUUCAAGCCAAAAUCAACAUCUCCCACUGAUCUUGCAAUGGCAAAAGACAUCUUCCCCAAAAUUCAAUGAAAUAAAAUUUGUUUUCGAGUCUUGCAAGUUUGAAGUGAAAACAAUUGUCGGUGAUCCCGAUGAAUAUAGCCAUUUGGUUAUGCCACCGAAUGAUGAAGACAAGGAUUUUGACGAAGUUGUUAAACUUGUAAUCCAAGGCUAUAGGAUGACUAAGGAGGAAUGGAUUCAAGGAUUUAUUCAAGUUGAAAAGGGAGAACAAAAUCAAAAAAAGCGUGUGAGAGAAGCUGCAGGAUUAGUGAGACUGGAGAAUCAUGUGGGGAUCACUACUGCUGCUGCAACACCACAAUGGGAAUCAAGGGCAUUUCAAGAAGAGGAAGUACCAGCCUCGGCAACUGCAUUUCAAGAAGAGGAAGUACCAGCCUCUGCAACUGCUUCCCAAAAAGAGGAAGUACCAGCCUCUGCAACUGCUUUCCAAGAAGAGGAAGUACAAGCCUCUGCCACUUCUUUUCAAGAAGAGGAAGUACGAGCCUCUGCCCCCGAUUUUGAAGAAGAGGAAGUACCACCUUCUCCAAGUAAAUUUGUAUCUAAAGAAGAUAAUCAAGAUUAUCAACAUGAGAAACAUACUGACUUGAGAGGGGACCCAAGUGUUAUUCCUGAAGAAAAUACCCAGGAUACUAAUGAAAAUGAUCCACAAGAAGAGGAUAUGAAUAAUGAUAAGGAUGAGAAGCCUAACAGUGCUGAUGAUGUAUACUCAAGUCAAGAAGAAGCGUACACUAUUAUAUCAGAUGACGAAGAGUAUGGGCGUGGUGGUCCAGGGAUAUCUGCGUUUCCAAAGGAAGACAACAUCUUCUGCUGGAAAGGGACGAUAACAGGAAGCUAUUGGCAGGGAGAAAAACUAGUUUUUACAAGAGACAUCUUACUGGGGAAGAUUGGGUGA